CCCGUCGAACUUGUCUUCGUCCUGCCGUCCUUCCCGCGGCUCUGGGGGGCUGCGGGACGGGGCGGGGAGUUGGAGACGCGUUGGGCGCUGUGUGUCCUUGGCCCGUGUCGCCUCUCGGUGACCUCUGUCCCAGCCUUGUCCUUCAGCUCGGGCCUCUGUAGGGCUUCGAUCGCUGGGGCUGAAGGGCUCGGAAGAGAUAGGAAGGAGCGGGGGAGCCGCCGCCGCCUUUCUGGGAGGCCUCAGGCUCCGGUGACCUGCUCGAAUGCUGGCAUUGCUCUGUCCCUUAGUGAUGUUUCUUCUAGGUCCUAAAGCUUAAGAACACGAGAUUAGAAAAGUGUGGUGGUAGAAUACUGCUUUUAGCUCAAGUAAGAGUUGUGGAGCUUGAAACUAUUGCUGCAGUCUUUGGUAGUGAAUGUUUCAGGAGGUGGGCGCCUGAUGGACAGAAUUCGAAAGUGGUACUAUAAUGCAGCUGGGUUCAACAAAUAUGGAUUAAUGCGAGAUGAUACAUUGUAUGAAGAUGAUGAUGUAAAAGAAGCACUGAAGAGACUUCCAGAGGAUCUUUACAAUGAAAGAAUGUUUCGCAUAAAGAGAGCACUUGAUUUAAGCUUGAAACAUCGGAUCCUUCCAAAAGAACAGUGGGUAAAAUAUGAAGAGGAUAAGCCUUAUCUUGAACCGUACCUAAAAGAAGUAAUUCGUGAACGACUUGAAAGAGAAGCAUGGAACAAGAAAUAACUAUUGAACUACUUCAUGCAAAUAGCCACAUCUUUCUGAUAUUUCUAAAGUUUGGUUCAAGUCUUCAGGGAAGCACAUGUAAGGCUGAAGCAAUACUUGUUUCAGCUUGUUCAUUGAGUCUGUUCGUCCAACUAAAAUAAAUAUGUCAAAGUACAAAA
This is a messenger RNA of Phasianus colchicus (ring-necked pheasant), 890 nucleotides long. Lineage: Eukaryota; Metazoa; Chordata; Aves; Galliformes; Phasianidae. The record is from RefSeq and is a predicted model, not a curated record.